Molecule: messenger RNA, 1749 nt
Organism: Rotaria sp. Silwood2
Lineage: Eukaryota; Metazoa; Rotifera; Eurotatoria; Philodinida; Philodinidae
Source: the annotation of a GenBank genome assembly
AUGAGUUUAGAAUUGUUACCCAAUGAAAUCUUAUUGGAUAUAUUUAAUUAUUUCAAUGGUGUUGAACUUCUUCGUACAUUUUAUGGUCUCAACUUCCGAUUAAAUUUCCUUCUUCAUGAUCGAUUUUUAAAUUGUUCUUUCAAAUUUAAUUCUGUGUCAAAACGUGAUUUCGAUACGAUAUGUCAACAAUAUCUACCAACAAUGGCAGCUUAUAUGAUUACUCUUGAUCUUACUGACGAUGAAGAAACUCCAACACAAAUUAAACUAUUUCUUUCUUAUAGUCCAUCAUUCGAACAAUUUACUCAAUUACGAUCUCUUUCAUUAUUUAAUCUUCGUUCAUAUUCAAUACUGAUGAAAAUCGUUGAAGAAUGUCAUCAUCUUUGUAAUCUUACUCAUUUAGGUCUCUUUAAUUGUUAUCAAGAUUGUCAAGUUGAUUUUCAAUUAAUGGUUAACCAAAUUUGGAGUCUUUCAAAACUUAGCCAUUGUACGAUUGGUAUUGGAUUUACAGGACUAUGCGUAUUUCCUACACCUACAAAAACCUCCUUAUCUCUCGAAUAUGUGUCUAUAGAAAGAGUCCAAGUUAAAUUGGAUCAAAUAGAUCGAUUAUUGGAAUAUACACCUGCUCUUAAAUGCCUUUCGAUAUCUGUGUUGUCUUUUGUCGAUAAUAAUUAUAUUCCCUCUCCUCUUCUAACCUUGAUUGAUUUGAAUAUAAGUUCUUCUUUUACGUGUAAUGCUUCGAAUAUGGGUAUUUUCUUGCAAAAUACACCUAAUUUACAUCGUUUGAAUGUCGACCUAUCGUCUGAAAUCGUUGAUGGUAACCAAUGGGAGGAAAUCAUUCGUAAUCACCUGCCUAAUCUUCAAAUAUUUCAAUUGAAAAUGAAAGUUACAUUGCCUUUGAGACAAAACUUACAGCAACGAGUCGAUGAUUUAAUUAAUUCAUUUCAAACGUCGUUCUGGAUCGAUGAGCAUCAAUGGUUUGUUCGUUGUCUUACAUGGAAUAGAACGAUUUAUCUAUACACGUUGUCUAAUUGCUACGAAGAAAACCUACCUAUCUCGUAUAAAUCAACAUGUCCUGAAGAUGAUCAUCAAGAUUUUUAUAAUAGCAUAAGUAAAAUAAUCUCUCCGACAUUUUUUGAUCAACCGAUUCCGUCUUAUAUUCGUUUGUCUAAAAUUAAUUGUCUCUAUAUAAAUCUUCCUAUAAAUGAUCAAUUAUGGUCAAUUGUUUCAAAUUUCAAUCGAUUGGAGUCACUUAAAAUAUUAUUUCAUAAUAAUAGUUUUCAAUCUCAAGUACAAGCAUUACUUGAUCGAGCACCUCAUCUUAUCAGACUAAGCAUAAGUCAACACGAAUCAACACCUUUGCAAACAUCAUUAUUCAAAUAUAGAAAUGUAUCCAUUCGUGAACUCGACUUACGAAACAUUAAUCAUUAUUUCAAUGAAGAAGAAUGUAUUACAUUGAGUCAUUCACCAUUAGGUGUUCAAUGUGAAAAGCUUUCUAUUCUGAUUCAUAAUCGUCAAAGUAUUAUUUCUCUCGUCGAGAAUAUGCUCAAAAUUCGAGCAUUAAAUGUUCGAUGUAAAGAUGAAAAGUAUAUUGAACAGUCAACAUCAAACAAAGACAAUGAUGCUGAAUAUUCCGAUUAUAAUAAAAACAGCAAUGAUGACUAUAUACAAUGGUUAAAAGAUCAUUUACCACCAGCAUGCACCAUUGUUAGAGAUCCAAAACUUACAUGUAAUAUUCUAAUAUGGAUUUAA